Kwoniella mangroviensis CBS 8507 is the source of this 2034-nucleotide messenger RNA. RefSeq lists its product as uncharacterized. The record is from RefSeq and is a predicted model, not a curated record. NCBI's taxonomy places the organism in Eukaryota, Fungi, Basidiomycota, Tremellomycetes, Tremellales, Cryptococcaceae. Bases 1 to 2034 code for a protein of 677 amino acids. The transcript is spliced from 8 exons. Gene Ontology annotation, cellular component: membrane.
AUGACCUCCCCCCAGGCACCAGCACUAGGUCGACCAUUAUCAUUUCCUCACCCUCAUCAGGAGACAAGCACGACUCAAGAUGACCGUACACCUCGACCAACAUCAACAAGCCAGUUCACGUCCAUGCCUUUGAGGGAUGAAUCCGGAUCGGUGAGAGAUGCAAGCACGGAAGACAGUCAUUCUUUGGCAAAUACAUUUGGAACUACAGAUCUACUUCGAAACAGGAAUUCCCAGACAGAGUUUAUAGCCGGUACACAAGGGACAGUCUCACCUUCUUUCCCUAGUCAGGAAGGGAUCAGUCAGACUCAAUCGGAUCAAAGUCAACCUUUGUAUCAAAAUGCUAUCACCAGACUCCCCCCUUCGGAGACUAAGACUGAUCAAUCCAAUGCCGAUGAAGCGCCCAUACUCAAUACUCAUAAUCGUUCGGACCCAAUAGACAAUCAAGGAGAAGAUUCAUCCUCUUCCGCUACCAUGCACAACCGCCCGUCUUCUUCUUCUUCACCACCUGACCAGUCGGACCUCCGUGAUCCCUCGAAGAAACGAUUCAAGCAAGCUGGAAUAUUAGUCGGAUCGGCUUCGGGAGCAGCUACAGCGGCCAGACACCUGUUAGCAAAUCGACAUGAUCAAGUGGGUAACGAAGGUGGUAGACUACCUAGAGGGUAUGAGCAAUUUGAGAUAUCGGAUAAAUGGGGGAUCGGCUCUAAGAAUAUCAAAGAAGCUAGAUGGAAAGCUGUCAAGAAAGGUGCAGUGUUAUACGGCUUCAUCACUAUCUGGUUAUGGAUCUGUCUAUCAAUAUUUUGGGGAUCGACCUAUCGUCUGACCUCAUUCUUACCUUCACUUACCGUACACGUAAUUCCCUUUGACACUCCUUCAUCCACCUCGUUUCUGAACGGUCCAAUCACUCAACAAAUGACGUACGUGGCCAAUGAGCCUCCUUCGGUGGUUCAUCUAGGCUAUCAAAUAAAGGAUCCGUCCAAUUACCCAAACGGCCUUGAAGACGUUAGAAGAAGUGUGGUCGCUCAAGAGUGCUGGGCAGCUAUUGUUGUUAAUGACAAUGCCUCGUCGGCUUGGACGGACGCACUGCAGAAUGGCGAUGAGUCUUAUGAUCCAACGGGGGCGAUUGGUAUCUAUUAUUCUGGAGCGAGGUUUUAUCAGGUGGUACUGCUUUACUUUGAUUCUUUGAUCACUCGAGCCUUGGCAAACCCCUUGGCGACAGCUCGCUCACAAGCUCUAGAAGCAUUUAUGGGAUCAGCUAAUACCAAUCCUACUUUACUCACAAAUGCAGCUAGGGUACCACAGGCAAUAGGAGUAGGAUUCGGGUAUACGAUAUUCGACGUCAGACCUAUUCAGAAUGGAGCUUGGGCUGGUGCAGCUCCCAUGGAAGCUAGUUUGAUUUACUUUAUCAUCUUUGCUUUCUACCUUUGCUUGUUUGGUGGUAUAGCACGUAUGAAAUCUGGAUUGAACUCCAGGCUCAAAAUGUCCUCCAUGUUGGGGUUGAGAUUGGGCUGGCCAUUAUUAGCUUAUUUCUUCAUCUCACUAUGGCAAACUUUGAUCGUUCGAGCAUGGCAGAUACCCUUGUCAGACCACCUCGGGAGAGCUGGAUUUGUUACUCUCUGGGCUUUGAACUAUGUUACCAUCAUCGCAGCGGGGUUCGCAAUGGAGACGAUGUUGGCUUUAAUUGGUAUCGCAUGGUUACCUUUCUUCUUGAUAUUGUGGAUUAUCCCCUCAUCGUUCUACCCUAUCGAACUGAUGCCGAACUUCUAUCGUUUCCUGAGAUGGAUGCCAUUUGUACAUAACGUGGAGGCUUACAAGAUCAUCGCAUAUGGUACGGACCUCCAACAUCGACUGGGAUUACAUUUCGGUAUAAUAUUCGCGGUCAUUGGAGUGGAACUGAUUUGUUUCCCUCUUGCGUUGUUCUUUGAGAGGUGGAAAAGUGAUAGAGAUCAGAGGAAACAGGUUGAACAGAAGAAGAAAGAGGAAGAUGAUGAGAGAAAAGCUAAGGAGAAAAAGAGAGAUGGCAAUGGUGAAGCUUGA